This is a messenger RNA of Toxorhynchites rutilus septentrionalis, 445 nucleotides long. Its product is annotated as hypertrehalosaemic prohormone. Gene Ontology annotation, molecular function: hormone activity. The transcript has 3 exons. Bases 110 to 349 code for a protein of 79 amino acids. Gene Ontology annotation, cellular component: extracellular region. Lineage: Eukaryota; Metazoa; Arthropoda; Insecta; Diptera; Culicidae. The record is from RefSeq and is a predicted model, not a curated record.
CGAUUAAUCUCCCAUCAUCAUCAAUCCGGAUCGAACAACCGAAGACAAGUUGUCAGCUGUGUUUGAAUUACGUAAUAUCUUUCGCAUUUCUCACUAAGAUUUGUUCAGAAUGGAUCUUGUUAAACUGUUCAGUGUACUGUUGGUGUGUGCCUCUUUGCUCUUCGUGUGCGAAGCACAGCUCACCUUUACACCAUCCUGGGGCAAACGAGCUCCCACACCACUGGGCAUGAACAUGCAGAAUGUGCUUGGCGUUCAAGAUAACUGCAAAACACCCGUUGAGGCGCUAACCGUAAUCUACCAUUUGAUUCAGAACGAGGCACAGAAAAUCCUUGAGUGCAACCAGAAAUAAGCCGAAGACUACUUGUUGUCCACUUUGCGACUCUGAUUUUGUUCCCUUUCGAAAAUAAUAAAAUACUAAUAAUAUAGACCGCAAGUAAUGGCAUAA